AUGAAUAUUUGCCAGUGAGCACCAAACAACUGUGCGCCGCAGUGCUUGAGCGAGUCAGGUCCUGAGGCCACUCUGGCGAUCCUCCUUACGAUUCAUGUGAAAUACCUACUGCAGGACAAAGCAUCUGACGGUUUGGAGGAUGUUUCUGUAGUCCUAGGAAUCCACAGUGAAUUCGAGUCUAGACUCAGUCAUUUUUCAGGGUCAGGGGAGGAGGGAGAAGUAGCAAAUCAGAUAUGCCCAAAACGUUACAGAGGUAACAGUGAAUCCAGGAUGCUGCUGUCAGCUUGUGCAUUGUGAAGAAGGCAAUCAUAGGCGAGCAGCCGCGGGAGCAGGAACAGCAGCGUGCUAAGAAGCAGUCACAUAAACAGCAGCAGGAGUAGGCCUCCUCCUUUUUAAAAGCAGGAUACUGCAGGGUCGCGAAAUGCAAGACACUCAGAUGUUUGAAAAUCUCCCCAGUUGAGAAUGGCUACUGUAAAAGCGUCACCAAGAAACUCUGAUGAUCUGGACAGUCCUAACUCUGUGUUAGCAAUACUUACUUCCGGCAAAUUAAUGCUACUUCUUGUAGAUUUUUGCAAAUAGGAAACCCCCUUGAAGAAGAUCUCAAAUUACGCCCCCCACCCCCAAAAAAAGACAAACAGGGGAGAACAAAGUUUUGGCAUGCCUGCAGGAACGGUGGCUUUUUUAGAAACUACCUAGGAGGCAGAAGCUAAGUGAUUUGCUCAUGCCUCUUACCUGGGAGUAGAAGGUGGGAAGAAAUGGACCGAGGCUGUGACGAGAAGACAAGGCACAGUGCAGCUUGGUGAAGCCACACGCUGACUGCGUUCUGCCCCCUCUUCAUGCAGUGCUGCGGGCUGGUGCAUCGCCGGCGAGUACGGGUGUCCUAUGGUUCGGCAGACUCCUACACUAGCCGUCCAUCCGAUUCCGAUGUAUCUCUGGAGGAGGACCGGGAGGCAGUGCGCAGAGAAGCGGAGCGGCAGGCCCAGGCACAGUUGGAAAAAGCAAAGACAAAGCCCGUUGCAUUUGCGGUUCGCACAAAUGUCAGCUACAGUGCGGCCCAUGAAGAUGAUGUUCCAGUGCCUGGCAUGGCCAUCUCAUUUGAAGCAAAAGAUUUUCUGCAUGUUAAGGAAAAAUUUAACAAUGACUGGUGGAUAGGGCGACUGGUAAAAGAAGGCUGUGAAAUCGGAUUCAUUCCAAGCCCAGUCAAACUAGAAAACAUGAGGCUGCAGCAUGAACAGAGAGCCAAGCAAGGGAAAUUCUACUCCAGUAAAUCAGGAGGAAAUUCAUCAUCCAGUUUGGGUGACAUAGUACCUAGUUCCAGAAAAUCAACACCUCCAUCGUCUGCUAUAGACAUAGAUGCUACUGGCUUAGAUGCAGAAGAAAAUGAUAUUCCAGCAAACCACCGCUCCCCUAAACCCAGUGCAAACAGUGUAACGUCACCCCACUCCAAAGAGAAAAGAAUGCCCUUCUUUAAGAAGACAGAGCACACUCCUCCGUAUGAUGUGGUACCUUCCAUGCGACCAGUGGUCCUAGUGGGCCCUUCUCUGAAGGGCUACGAGGUCACAGAUAUGAUGCAAAAAGCGCUGUUUGAUUUUUUAAAACACAGAUUUGAAGGGCGGAUAUCCAUCACAAGGGUCACCGCUGACAUCUCGCUUGCCAAACGCUCGGUAUUAAACAAUCCCAGUAAGCAUGCAAUAAUAGAAAGAUCCAACACAAGGUCAAGCUUAGCGGAAGUUCAGAGUGAAAUUGAAAGGAUUUUUGAACUUGCAAGAACACUGCAAUUGGUGGUCCUUGACGCGGAUACGAUUAAUCAUCCAGCUCAACUCAGUAAAACCUCCUUGGCCCCUAUUAUAGUAUAUGUAAAGAUUUCUUCUCCUAAGGUUUUACAAAGGUUAAUAAAAUCUCGGGGGAAAUCUCAAGCUAAACACCUCAACGUCCAGAUGGUAGCAGCUGAUAAACUGGCUCAGUGUCCUCCAGAGUUGUUCGAUGUGAUCUUGGAUGAGAACCAGCUUGAGGAUGCCUGUGAGCACCUUGCCGACUAUCUGGAGGCCUACUGGAAGGCCACCCAUCCUCCCAGCAGCAGCCUCCCCAACCCUCUCCUUAGCCGUACAUUAGCCACUUCAAGUCUGCCUCUUAGCCCCACCCUAGCCUCUAAUUCACAGGGUUCUCAAGGUGAUCAGAGGACUGAUCGCUCCGCUCCUAUCCGUUCUGCUUCCCAAGCGGAAGAAGAACCUAGUGUGGAACCAGUCAAGAAAUCCCAGCACCGCUCUUCCUCCUCAGCCCCACACCACAACCAUCGCAGUGGGACAAGUCGCGGCCUCUCCAGGCAAGAGACAUUUGACUCGGAAACCCAGGAGAGUCGAGACUCUGCCUACGUAGAGCCAAAGGAAGAUUAUUCCCAUGACCACGUGGACCACUAUGCCUCACACCGUGACCACAACCACAGAGACGAGACCCACGGGAGCAGUGACCACAGACACAGGGAGUCUCGGCACCGUUCCCGGGACGUGGAUCGAGAGCAGGACCACAACGAGUGCAACAAGCAGCGCAGCCGUCAUAAAUCCAAGGAUCGCUACUGUGAAAAGGAUGGAGAAGUGAUAUCAAAAAAACGGAAUGAGGCUGGGGAGUGGAACAGGGAUGUUUACAUCCGCCAAUGACUUUUGCCCUUUUGUGUUUUUUUUUUGUGGUUUUUUUUUUUUUGGUUUUUUUGGUUUGUUUUUGAAGUCUUGUAUAACAGCAUCCCCAAAACAAAGUCUUUGGGGUCUACACUGCAAUCAUAUGUGAUCUGUCUUGUAAUAUUUUUGUAUUGCUGUUGCUUGAAUAGCAAUAGCAUGGAUAGAGUAUUAAGAUACUUCUUCUUUUGUAAGUAAGUGCUACAUAAAUUGGCCUGGUAUGGCUGCAGUCCUCCGGUUGCAUACUGGACUCUUCAAAAACUGUUUUGGGUAGCUGCCACUUGAACAAAAUCUGUUGCCACCCAGGUGAUGUUAGUGUUUUAAGAAAUGUAGUUGAUGUAUCCAACAAGCCAGAAUCAGCACAGAUAAAAAGUGGAAUUUGUUGUUUCUGCAGAUUUUUAAUACGCAGGCACCUGAUUUGCAUAUUCAUUCAUGGACCACUGUUUCUUGCUUGUACCUCUGGCUGACUAAAUUUGGGGACAGAUUCAGUCUUGCCUUACACAAAGGGGAUCAUAAAGUUAGAAUCUAUUUUCUAUGUACUAGUACUGUGUACUGUAUAGACAGUUUGUAAAUGUUAUUUCUGCAAACACCUUCUUAUUAUAUAUAAUAUAUAUAUAUCAGUUUGAUCACACUAUUUUAGAGUCUUAAUGCCAAGUCAGCAGAUUUGCUUUAUGAAUUACAGGGACUAGAAAUGCCCACAUUCAGGAAAUUUGUAAUAACAUUGUCUAGACACUUAUCCUCAUUCUAGUAGAAAGUGUGUACAUACUGUAAAUAUGUGUGAUUGCUUGACUUGAAAAGGUUUGAAUUCUGAAUGUUAUACCAUCCUUGUAAGUUUGUAAUUUUCACCAUAAAUUAUGGUAAAUAUAAAACUCCAGAGGUUGUUCUACUCCAUACAUACAGUUCACACUGAUUGAUUGUGACACAUUCUUAGUAGCUAGUGUCUGUUCUAGUCACUGCACUGGAGUCUACGAGCCGGAACUCGCUAUAUGCACGUGUGUGUGUCCGUAUGUAAGAAAGAGUGUGCACGAGUGACUGAAUGGUUGAGAUGAAAUGGAAUGCUGAAGACUAAUGAAGAAACUAGAGACUGAUAUCGAGCAUUCUGCCCACCUGGCUCUGUAUUGAAUUGUGCUAUAUGUUGCUUUAAUAACCCAUUGAGCAGUCAGGGAAUGUGAGUAAGCUUGCUGCCAAAGGUAACUAGGAAAGCAUUCAUCUGCUGCCUCCUUGUUUUUGCUCCUAGAGAGUAAAAAUAAAGGCAAUUUUACUGUGAGUGUUUCACUGGAAAUGUACAAUCUUUGUGUGUUUGUUAGAGUAUUUGUUUUAGUAAGAAAUGUUUACACAGCUUGUGGAAUUAUUUCGUGGGAAAAUAAAUUUUUAUAACUUCUCCCACUU
This is a messenger RNA of Pongo pygmaeus (Bornean orangutan), 4058 nucleotides long. RefSeq names its product calcium voltage-gated channel auxiliary subunit beta 2 (gene CACNB2). The transcript has 13 exons. Gene Ontology annotation, molecular function: protein binding; voltage-gated calcium channel activity. The coding region runs from base 837 to 2654 and encodes 605 amino acids. Gene Ontology annotation, cellular component: voltage-gated calcium channel complex. NCBI's taxonomy places the organism in Eukaryota, Metazoa, Chordata, Mammalia, Primates, Hominidae. Gene Ontology annotation, biological process: calcium ion transmembrane transport. The record is from RefSeq and is a predicted model, not a curated record.